Molecule: messenger RNA, 783 nt
Organism: Mesocestoides corti
Lineage: Eukaryota; Metazoa; Platyhelminthes; Cestoda; Cyclophyllidea; Mesocestoididae
Source: the annotation of a GenBank genome assembly
AUGGUGGGUCGUUCAUCCGGAAAUACUAUUCGUUCUCAAUACCUCUAUCUAUCAGGGUAUCUUGCUCGAAUGAAACCCAACCCCGGAACAGUCAUUGAGUACUAUCUAGUACCGUUCCUAAUUACACUCUCGCUUGCAUUUUUUGGCAUCAUAAUUUUCUUGGCGUUUCGUGUCUUUCGAACGUGCCUUCGUCAGUCAAAGAAUCGACUAAGCCGCGACAGCCUCAACAAACUUCCGGAAAUUAGAUAUUCAGAGGCCUAUCACAGUAAAUGCGUUGACCGUUGGCUUCUUCGACGUCAGGGUUCCUGUCCUGUGUGUAAGUAUCGUAUCAACCGGAAUCACGAUGACGUGGACACAGAUGCAGACGAUAAUAACGUCGAAGAGGAGGAUGAAGAAAGUGCCCAGCCAUCUAAUUCGUUAGUUGACCGUACUGGUUCCGAGACAAUUGAGGCGCCUCAACCCAUAGAUACAGCCUCCGCAUGUGAAACAAACACUGUGCGUGGAGAUGAUGACAGUGCUCCUCUUUUAAGUAAAUCCGCACCAUCCGCGUCAUGGCUAUCUGGAGGACAGUUACCUUCCAAUGGCACAGCCUGGCUUGGAUACGACAACCCGGCUGUUGAAACUGUCGAUGAAAUUAGCGAAGUCAAGGUGGAUGUUCACACUCGUGAUUUGGGUUCCGCGCAUUCCAGCCACGAAACGGAAGAGGGCGAAGGCCAGCCACAAACUCUUUCACCUGAAGAAGAAGGAGAACACCAUAAAUUUUUGCCUACACUUGACGUGUAA